Molecule: messenger RNA, 1749 nt
Organism: Saccoglossus kowalevskii
Lineage: Eukaryota; Metazoa; Hemichordata; Enteropneusta; Harrimaniidae
Product: acetyl-CoA acetyltransferase, mitochondrial-like
Biological process (GO): fatty acid beta-oxidation
Cellular component (GO): mitochondrion
Molecular function (GO): acetyl-CoA C-acetyltransferase activity
Source: RefSeq, a predicted model, not a curated record
UUCACCCCUGUGGAAUCAUUAUGGCGACCAACAUGGUGAAGUGUUCUCUUUUCUCGAGGUUAAAUAAUCACGCAAUCCGCCACGUCAUAAAGAGAGAUGUGUCUGCAGUGAAGGGACUCAAUGAUGUUGUUAUUGUGAGUGCUGUCCGUACACCUAUUGGGUCUUUUAGAUCUUCCUUGUCAUCAGUGCCAGCUCCUAGACUUGGAUCUAUUGCAAUAAAAAAUGCUGUAGAGAAGGCAGGAAUCGCUCCAGAAGAAGUACAGGAGGUUUACAUGGGGAAUGUUUUGCAAGCUGGUCAGGGCCAAGCACCUACAAGACAAGCUGUACUAGGAGCAGGCUUAUCUUUAGGAACACCAUGCACCACAAUCAAUAAAGUAUGUGCCUCUGGAAUGAAAUCUAUUAUGAUGGCAGCCCAGAGUUUAAUGUGUGGCCACCAGGAUGUGAUGGUAGCUGGUGGAAUGGAAAGUAUGUCAAAUGUCCCAUUCAUGAUGAAACGAGAUGCCCCGGCAUAUGGAGGUCAUAGACUAGAGGAUGGCAUUGUUGCAGACGGCCUCACUGAUGUAUAUAAUAAAUUUCAUAUGGGAAACUGUGCAGAGAACACAGCAAAGAAACUUGAAAUUGGAAGGGAAGCCCAAGAUCAGUAUGCAAUACAAUCUUAUAAAAACAGUCAAAGAGCUGCAGCGGAUGGCAUUUUGAAGAAAGAAAUUGUACCUGUCAUUAUUCCACAAAGGAAAGGUCCAGAAAUUGUUGUUGAAGAAGAUGAAGAAUACAAAAAAGUGAAUUUUGAUAAAUUUUCAUCACUGAGAACAGUUUUUCAAAAGGAUGGUGGAACCGUGACUGCAGCUAAUGCUAGUACACUUAAUGAUGGUGCUGGAGCUGUCGUGUUAAUGUCAGCACAGGCUGCUGCAAGACUUAAUGUUAAACCAUUAGCUAGGAUUUUAGGUUUUGGAGAUGCUGCCGUGGCUCCAAUUGAUUUUCCUAUAGCUCCAGUCCCUGCUAUGGCAAAGGUUUUAGAGCAAACUGGUGUGAAGCAAGAUGAUAUCGCAAUGUUUGAAAUCAAUGAAGCGUUCUCUGUUGUCGUCCUAGCAAUCUGUAAACUCAUGAACUUAGACACCAGUAAAGUCAAUGUCAAUGGCGGUGCUGUUAGCAUCGGGCAUCCUAUUGGAAUGUCUGGAACACGAAUUGUUGGACAUAUGGUACAUAAUUUAAAACCUGGAGAGAAAGGCUUGGCAGGAAUCUGCAAUGGUGGAGGCGGUGCAGCAGCAUUAUUGUUGGAAAGAUUGUAAACAUCAUGAUAACUCUGGCAAUUGUUGAAGAAAUUAGUCAAUUCUGAUCCUUCUGAGGGUGGUGCCAAUGAUCAAUUUGUUGGAAGCUGGAACAGGUUACACUGCCCUCUAGUGUUGGUUUCAGUAAUUUUUGAAAGUCAAUCUUUAACAUGUGAAUGUUAUACCAUGGUAUUGAGUAUUGGAAUGAGACAUUUAACUGUGUGCUAUAAUGUAUCUACUGAUCUACCACAUACCUUGUAUAAAAUCAAGAAUUCCUUGCUAAUUCUUAUAUUGGGGGUAAGAUUUCCUUUUGGUCGUCACUGACUUGAUGCCUGCAUUGUGGUGUAUUUCUAGGACUCUGGUACAAUAUCUGAUUGUUGAUUUCAAUUUAUAGAAAUGGGAAACUAAAAUUAUGUCCAGUUCUAUGUGUUAUUACUACAUCUAACAAUAAAAUAUAUAUAAUUUUUUAAUGUCAAUUAUCAAA